AUGGAUAUCAUCGAUACCGCAAGCUCGGGGGCUCAUAUCGCAGGCGAACUCAAAAACACCCCUGUGAACUUGCGGAAGAGGCCGCUCGGAAUACCCUCUCGGACGCUGCGUAGCGCACUCGAACAUUUACCCUCCGUCAAUCUGCGUAGGCUGCGGAUUGAGAAACAUGUGGCGCUUUCUAUCCUCAUACCAGUAAAUCUGACCAUGAUAUACAUGUUCACGGACUACACUAAGUUCUUCUGGUAUUUGUUUCCGAUCCUUAUUCUUCGCUCGUGGAUGGAUUUUGUCGAGAUAUCUCUCAUCAUCAUCUUCUACAUCUACCAAUGGUUAUACCCGCAUACUCCAAAAAUUCCACACAGAUUAGAAAGCUUUGUCUACUUGUUUUGCUGCUACAAUGAGACAUAUCCUGAGCUGAUGAUCUCACUGGAUUCGUUGGCUGAGCAGAAACAACUGGAUGCCCAUAAGAAAGCUAUUAUCGUAGUCUGCGAUGGUCGGGUACGUGGCAAGGGCAUGUCCAAGACAGCCGCAGCCCAUCUGAAAGAAGACAUCAUUGAGCAUCCCACAAGUACCCUUAUGUCUGAGGCUUAUACUGCAUGGGACGGUAGUUCGAUGGAUGUCGAGAUUGUGAGGGGUGAAUUCAGAGGUCUCCCAGUCAUCUGCCUCAUCAAAAACGAGAAUCGGGGAAAAAGAGAUGGAAUUAUUCUAAUCCGGUCGUUCCUGCACAAAUUCAACCAGCGCGAAUCAAAGCCCUCGUUGGCAAUGCUCUCGCCCAAGCUCUUUGCCGAACUCACAGGCUUCGUCACGGGUGCAUCCAUCCGAUCAGUGGACUACGCCGUCGGCAUAGACGCGGACACAAGGUUUGAUCCCGAGUGCGUCUUCAACCUCAUCCAGGCCAUCAGAGAAAGCGACCGCGUCAUGGGCGUAACUGGGUACAUCCGACCAGACCCCAAAACCCUGGGACCAUUCUCCAUCUCUUACCUCUACCAAAACGCCGAGUACAUGGUUGGCCAGCACCGUCGUCGGCUACGCCAAAGUCUCACCAGCGGGAGGGUAACUUGUCUACCCGGAUGCUGUCAGAUACUGCGGGUGGCGGAAUGUACCAUGGGCGAUGACAUCUUGGGGAAAUUCGGCUACUACCCCAGAGACACCGACGGCCUGUUCCGAACAGUGCGGUCCAUGAUGAGCGAGGAUAGAGAUCACGUCUGUCUUGUUCUCGCGGAAAACGCUCACGUCCAGACGCGCGUAUGUCUCUCUGCGUGGGCGUUUACAACUGCGCCCACCACCCCUUCGGUCUUCCUGAGUCAACGCCGCAGAUGGACGUUAGGACCACUUACAAGCGAUAGUUUGCUUGUUAGUCGCAAGUCGACAGGCUGGGUUGAGAGAGUCGCAGCGAUGUCUUCUUUGAUACACUUGUUGGUGAAUCCAGCACUUUUCCUUUCAAAGUUCUACCGACGUGUAGAUCCGACGACUAGGUAUUAUCUGUUCUUCUUCGAGAACUACCGCAUGGUUUGGGACUUGUUGGUUAUUGUCGUAUCCAUGGGGUCGCCUACCGAGGCCGUUCAGUUGUUCGUUGGGUCUAUGAUGUAUGGCUAUUUCGCCCCGUUGGUCAACUUCAUCACUCAUCUCUACACUUUAUACAAGCUGGAUGAUUUUCGAUGGGGCAAGACGAGAGUGGUGGUUGCGCAAAAGGCGGAGACGUGA
Messenger RNA from Pyrenophora tritici-repentis Pt-1C-BFP, 1701 nucleotides. RefSeq names its product chitin synthase. Gene Ontology annotation, cellular component: cell septum; cell periphery. Lineage: Eukaryota; Fungi; Ascomycota; Dothideomycetes; Pleosporales; Pleosporaceae. The record is from RefSeq and is a predicted model, not a curated record. Gene Ontology annotation, molecular function: chitin synthase activity.